UCCUCUGAAGAAUAUACUCCAAACGGAGUGAGAGAGAGACUCGGCGAUGCCAAAUCAAUUCUCAAACCGGAACUUCGAUUUGGGAAAGUGAAUUGAAUGUUUGGCUGUGCAAAAAUUCUUCGAAGAUGAUUCAAGAACAUAAGCAGCUCAAAGUUACAGAGAAGUCCAAUUCCGCGAUGGACAUGGUUACGGAUGUUGCGGCUCCUCCUCCACCUCCUCUUCCUCCGCCGCCGCCCUCGCCCUCUCAUCAACGGCGGCCUAGGGUGAGGGAAGUGAGUUCUAGAUUUAUGUCUCCUGUGGUAUCUUCUGUACAGAGGCGGCCACGGCAGCAGCAAUCCGAAGUAGAUCCCUUGAGUACUGCUGAUGUGAACCGACCUAUAGAAAAUUCGGAAACUCCAUUUCCUUUUGGAUCUCAGUGUAAAUCAAAUGUAGUAAAUACGACUGCCACUAUACAGAGAAAACAACGAGCUGUGAAACUCUUUAAGGAGAAUGGUGGAGGAGGAAGAGUUGAACAGCAACCUCCUCACCCUUCAAAGUCCUGUUCUGGGAGGAUCGGAAAUGGUUUUACCUCACCCUCCUUGAGACCGGACACUCCAACAGUAACUGUAUCCUCAAGAUACAGACUCACUUCGCAUCAGCGUUCUGCUAGUAUGAAUGCCACAGCUGCUUCAAAACUAUUGCAAGCAAGUGGGAUGUCAUCGGGAAGUCAAUCUUCCACUGCAAAUUCAUUUAAGGGCAACAUUGGUUCGCCCCAAAGGGAAACCAAUUCAGUGUCUGGGGAUACUUCUUCGGUAUGCUCUGAUGACGAAAAUCAUAGCAACUCGGAGGUCAACUGCAGCAUACAGUCACUUCCAGAAUUUCGGUCGUCUGUGCUGGAGGGAGAAAUGUUGCCUGCUGUGUCUACUAGAUCAGUGGAUGAGAAAACUGGCAAUAAGGGUGCUGUAAGAAGUAGUGGGGACAGUUUGAAAUUCCCCACAACACCUUUCUCACGUUCUCUUAACCCGUCAUUAUCAGGCAGUGAGCAUUACUAA
Molecule: messenger RNA, 1031 nt
Organism: Neltuma alba
Lineage: Eukaryota; Viridiplantae; Streptophyta; Magnoliopsida; Fabales; Fabaceae
Exons: 2
Coding region: 126-1031 (301 amino acids)
Source: RefSeq, a predicted model, not a curated record